Molecule: messenger RNA, 1579 nt
Organism: Closterium sp. NIES-67
Lineage: Eukaryota; Viridiplantae; Streptophyta; Zygnematophyceae; Desmidiales; Closteriaceae
Source: the annotation of a GenBank genome assembly
GGGGAGAGGAGCUCUGGGACAAGGCCGUCUGGUGGUGGGAUGGGCAGCGGGGGAGGGGGGGUACGUCCUGUGCAGAGCAGCAGCAGUGGCAGCGGUAGCAGCGGCAGUGAGGGACAGGCACGAGGGCAGGGCAUUGGGCGGGGCACAGGGCAGGGGAGGGGGCAGGGGAGAGGCGGAAGCAUGGGCCGGAUGCAGGGGGGGCAGCAGCAGGGGAUCAGAGGGGCGGGACGAGGCGAACUGCAGGGAGGCUUUGGAGAGGGUAUAGGGGCAGGGAGGCUGCCACCUGGGAAGGCUGUUUCUAGGGAAGGUACAGCUGACAGGGGGGGCGUGAGACAGGGGGAGAUGGGGCAUGGGGCGAAGGCAGGGUGGCCUCAACAGGAGCUUGUGCUGUUGGGAGGAGGUAUGGGGGCGUGGAACACGCUGACAUGGCAUCAGGGUCCACUUCCAGCGCUGCUGACUCAGCACCUGCAGAUGCUGACGUGUUCAGGGCGUUUAUCCUGGGCCGCCCAUAUGCUGACGUGGAGGAGCGGUUUGAGAUGGAGGGGGAGGUGCUGGCACGGGGGGAGUUUGGGGCGGUGCGCGUGUGCGUGGAACGGGAGAGUGGGGAGACGCUUGCCUGCAAGAUGAUUGACAAGCGCAGCAUCCAGUCCACCGACGAGGCGCGCAACCUGAGGCGGGAGGUGGCGGCCAUGGAGGUGGUGUCAGGGCAUCCCAAUGUGGUGCGCCUGCAUGCCGCAUGUGAAGAUGAUAAGAGCAUCUUCCUGGUGAUGGAGUUGUGUCGGGGCGGCGAUCUCUUUGACUUCAUGCGGCAGUACGGCCGCCUGCCCGAGUCCAUGGCAGCCCCAGUGUGCCGGCAGCUGCUGCAGGCGCUGCACCACUGCCACACGUGCGGCGUGCUGCACCGCGAUGUGAAGCCCGAGAACGUGCUGCUGCUCAUGCCGGGCAGCGUCAGCCAGAUCAAGCUGGUUGACUUUGGGAUCUCCACAGACGUUGAGCCUGAUGCUGCCUCGUGCAAGCUGUACGGCACACCCCUCUAUCUCGCCCCAGAGACUCUGGACGGCAUCUGGGGCCCUCCAGCUGACGUCUGGAGCACAGGGGUUCUAGUCUAUGCAUUGUUGUCCGGACUUCCCCCCUUUUGGGCCGCUUCAAAUGAGGCCAUUUACAGUGCCAUCCGCACCAAAGCCCCUCGCUUCACAUCUGCGCGCUGGAAGCAUGUGUCUGAGGGCGCCAAAGAGCUGCUCCAAGCCAUGCUGGUGAAAGACCCCACUAGACGGAUCACAACAAGCCAGGCACUAGCACAUGAAUGGAUUCGGGAUACAGCAGGUGCUCCACAAUCUCCCACACUCCCUCCUCCCCGUCUCCUCUCACCGCAUUCAUCAUCCAGCUUCUUUUCUGGGAGAACCCUCGAUAGUGAGCCCUCUCUCUCCUCUCAAGCUUCUGUUUCCUCCGAGCCUUCAGUCGCCUCGGAACUUUCUCCCUUGCCAGGAGGUCUGAUGCGAGAGCCGUCACUGGCUUUAGGCUUACUUUGAAUCAGACCCGCAAACUUAGCUGUCAUUAGCACUUUUACAUUUUAGGUUCA